This is a messenger RNA of Lolium perenne, 1015 nucleotides long. NCBI's taxonomy places the organism in Eukaryota, Viridiplantae, Streptophyta, Magnoliopsida, Poales, Poaceae. The record is from RefSeq and is a predicted model, not a curated record.
CAGAGACAGAGAGCAGCAGCCGCGCGCGGAGAUGGAGAACGCAGCUUUCGCUUCCGGCGCCGGCAUCGUGCAGGCUUACCCCGGUGGGACGAUGAGGGUCCUCGCCGUGGAGGAAGACCCCGCCUACCUCACCGCCCUCACGGAGAUGCUCCAGCGCCACGGCUACCAAGGUAUGAACGGGGCGUCCGGUCCGGCCACCUUCUAACCUUCUCCUCUGCAGUUUCUUUCCCCUCCCAUGCGUCUGUGUGUGUGUGUGUGUGCAGUGACGGCCAAGGCGUCGCCGGAAGAAGGGCUGAGGGCGUUGCAGGACAACCUGGAGGGAUUCGACCUCGUGAUGACCGUGGUGCGCACGCAGGGGCCAGGGAUCGACGGCUUCGAGUUCCUCAAGCACGCAGCGCAGCGUUACCCGGUCAUCCUGUUCUCCGGCGUCGAGCCCGAGGAGACGAAGAUGAGGGGGAUGCUUGAAGGCGCGUGCGCCUUCCUGACCAAGCCCCUGCGCGACGAGGAGGUGCGCAACGUCUGGCAGCACGUCGUCGCCCGGCGGAGGCUCAACGCGGCCUCCGGCGCCGACGCUCGAGGCAGCGACGUCGUUGCCGUCCGUCAGGAUGAGACGGUGGCAAGAAAGAGAGGACUGGACGACUCCGGCGAGGGGGGCUCCGACGGCAGGACUGCCAAGAAGAACAGGCUCAACUCGUGGUCAGAGGAAGAGCUGCACGCGGCGUUCGUCAAAGCGGUCGAACAGCUCAGGGGAACGGAAGCUCUGGAGACCGUUGGGCUGAAGGAAGGAUGGGGAGAGCAUAUCCCUCCUCAUUGCUAAUCAAAAAGUACAAGUGGUCGCUUUUAGAGCGAGCGAUGGAAAACCAAAUCAAUAAUCUCGGAGGGGUUACUUAUACUGGUUCCCCCGCUUUGUUUUAUUUUCAUCAGUAGAACUGUGUCCUUAUGUAUUGUUUUCGUGUUGGCUUGCCUAGCGGUUUCAAACCUUAUACUGCACUCUGGUCCAUAUAGGCUUGAUUUA